This is a messenger RNA of Klebsormidium nitens, 2416 nucleotides long. The record is from the annotation of a GenBank genome assembly. Lineage: Eukaryota; Viridiplantae; Streptophyta; Klebsormidiophyceae; Klebsormidiales; Klebsormidiaceae.
GUUCAAAGUACGUGACCACUCAGCAGCUCAGCCGUUCACUGUUCACAAAAGCCCCCGACUUUCUUGCCAAAAAGGGCGUUGAAUGUGGAUUCAGCAGAUCACAGGUCGCACCAUGCGGGUCUCCUCUGGAGAUUAGAGCUGAGGGAGAUCCGCUGCUUUUCAGAUCCGAGCAUCUUGAAACAAGAUGGCGUCGUCGUCCGCAAUGGGGGCGCGCUCCUUGGCGUCCCAUGCUCGAUGUGCUGUCUCUCAGUCUGGGAGCUUGUUUCAGAAUAGAACAAGAGAGGGGCCAGGACACUCGUCUCUCUGGAGGAGGUUGCCCGCCUCCUUCAAAACUGUUUCGCAGGCGUCAGGUACAAGAAGAUCAGCUGAAUCAGCGGAUAUCAUUCGAAGUAACGUGCGUUGCAGAAUAAAGACAGGUACAGACCAACAAGCAGGCGUUGCAAAGAUUGGUCAGAACGGGUUGAGAUGCAGCGGUAACCAAAACAGUUCGGGUGGUCUGGGGAAGAGGAGGGAACUAGGCGCGAGGGUUGAGUGCGCAACAUAUGAGGCGGUGCCAGCUGGCGGCGAGCUAGAGGGGGAAAGUGUUGCAGAGAUCGAUCGUGCUGUGAUCCUAAACACGCUGACGGCCUCGAGUGCUGCGAUUGCGGAUCCCAUUAUGUCGAUGGUUGACACGCUGUUCGUCGGGCGGCUUGGCGUCAUCCCCCUGUCCGCGCUCGGCCCCAACUCGGUCGUCUUCAACGCCGUCUUCCUAAUCAUGAGUUUCACGGGGGGCAUCGUGACCGCCGAGAUCGUUGGGAACGCGCACGCCAAAGGUGACGUCAUCGGGAUGCAGCGCGCGAUUCUGACGUCGGUGUGGCUGUCGGUCAUCGUUGGGGCGCUGGGGAUGGGGGCGCUCUUGGCGUUCGGACCCCAGCUGAUGUCAGCCAUAGGCACCCAGCCGGAUAUGAUGGCCGAUACCCUAUUGUACCUGCGGAUCCGGGCGUCUGGGGUCCCGGCGUCGCUGCUCCUCCUAGUCUUUCAAGCCGUUUACCGUGCGACCCUUGAUCUUCGGACGCCCGCCAUAAUCGUCGUCUUGUGCGGCAUCCUAAACGGGAUCCUCGACCCCAUCAUGAUGUUUUCGUGGGGCUGGGGCAUCGCGGGGGCUGCCAUCGCCACUUCUCUCAGCCAAUGGGCAGGUGUCGCCAUGUUUGCCUGGCUCAUGCUGCGGCAUAAGACGUUUGCCGCGCCGGCACCGGCGGGCAGGGCGCAAGAAAGGGUCCCGAAGUGGCAAGACUACAAGCACUACCUACAAGACUGCUCUGGGUUGCUGUUCCGCGCCCUCACAAUCAUUGCGAUCUACAGCUUUGCGGGGGUAGUGGCUACCCGACUCGGCUCCGUGAACGCGGCCGGUUACCAAUUGGUCAACAACUUGCAGAUGUUCCAGUUGACGAUCCUGUGGAUGUUCCUGGAGGUCGGCCAGUCCAUGGUUGUGAACGCGCUCGGUCGGCGCGGCAAGCGCCUCGCGCGUCUUAUCUCGGACCGCGUCAUUCUUUGGUCGGUCAUUGCAUCGAUCGGGCUCGCGGGAGCCACGUGGGGGCUGCGGGGGUCCCUGCCGAGGUUGUUCAUCCAGGACGACGCCGUUCUGAAGGUCGUCGCCACUGCGAUGCUGCCGUGCUGCGCCAUGAUUCUCAUGGGCUGGAACAACGCGCUGGAGGGCAUUCUCAUCGGGGCCGGAGACACCGCGUAUGUCGUCUCGAGCUUCCUGCCGGCUGCCGGGACGGGCCUGGUCAUGCUGGCCUAUACGCUGGUCAAAGGGGGAUCCCUCGCGGCCAUCUGGUGGUCGCUGGCGGUCUACUACGUACUGCUGACGCUGCUGUAUAGCAUUCGCUAUUGGGUCCCGCAAGCGCGCGUUUAUAUUUAAGAAAGGGGACGAAGCAGAUAAAUAAUCGGUUCGCUUUCGAGGACUUUUGAAGGGCGGAUGGUGGGGUUGGGAAUCAAUCUGCUCAUUUUUAGAGCGCUCUUUGCGAGUGCUCUCAGAGGCGGUGGAUAGACCUGUUUCUUUAAGCACUCAGUUAACAGGUUAACAAUCGGACGUGUUGGGUGAUAAUCAAAGUUCGUAAUUAGCUACAGAAUCAAGAGCGGAGCUCGACAGCUUUUCAGUCGAUCAGUGUUGAGUGGAGAGCAACCAGGCGUCUAGGAGUUAGAGCAAACUUCAUAUUGAAGAUUUAGAAGGCCUCGGGCUAGAACGCACUGAGAAUUCUGGUUCGGCCUGCGGUUUGGAAGAGGUGAUGCUUAGGGACACUGCAAGCAGACGGUGACGUUGAACUGAUCGAUGGGGAAGGUAAAUCGGAAGAAGCUCGGUAUAGAGGUAGCUUAAAUUCGAACCAAAGCUAUGUAUUUGCAAGCACGUGGUAUGCACAUAUUGAAAUGAUCCAGU